ACAGAUCUUACUGAUACUUUGCUAUGAAAACAUCUACUUGAAUGUUUAAAUAGUGUAUAAUAACUGCUGGAGAUAACGUUUUUAAUUUCAUAAUGGAAAUUGUGAUAUACUAUAUUUUCUUUGCUCAAAUGUCUUUGCUUUAUAGCAUAUCUGUUUGGUAAACACAUUAGCGUCACAUUUCGGAAUAUAAAGUAUACAUAUAUUGAUGCGAUUUCCUCUCAGUGUCUAAAGUAGAAUGAUUUUUUCGUGUGAAGUUAGGGAGAAUGUUUAACGUAUUGAUUAGAAACUGAGUCAGAUAACUGUAGUAUUGGAUAAAAAAAUUACAAAUAAAUAAAUACGUGUUUAAAUUGUGUCAGCUUUUUAGCUGCUGUAGUAUUUUGGAAUGGAGAUGCAUACAGCUGGCAAGGGUUAUUCUGACCGUUUCUUUAGAACUUAUUUUAACAUUAUUCGUGUCGCUUUAAUAUAAAUUGUGUCUAUAUAUCGCUUUAGAAUAUAUGUGUGAAACAAAUAUGUGUAAGUAAAUAUGAUAAAGGUCUAUUAAAUUCACAAAAUUGGAUACUAUGUCUAAAGGUGCUGUUUGCUUUCAUCGCCUUGUUACAGUUCAAGUAACGGUGGAUAUUGUUAUUUGGUUUGCUGUUGCAGUGCCUGUGUUAUUCCUGUUUCUACAUGGCACACCGUAUGAGAGAGGGUUCUACUGUAAUGACGUCACCUUAAGCUUUCCUUACAGACCAGACACACUUUCCACAUCCUCGCUGCUAGUAGCCGGUGUCGUCAUAUCUGUUUUAGUGAUUUUGCUAACAGAGGUAUUAAACGGUAUAGACACCAAAUGUCCUCAGACAUUUCUUACAACCGAGGUAGUGGUACGCUGGAUAAAGAGCUACGCUAUAUUCCUGGCUGGUUUCAUUUUAGAAGAGGUGGUGGUAAAAGUGGUCAAAAACAGGAUGGGCAUUCUCAGACCGAAUUUCUUUGAUGUGUGCAAGCCGAAUUUCAAUACAUCAGUAUGUCCCGGUUAUAUUACGAACUAUACAUGUACAAAUGACGACUAUAAGGAGAUACGGAAUAGCCGACUAUCAUUUCCUUCCGGUCACGCUUCCUUGUCUAUGUAUAUAGCAAUUUACUUCUGCAUGUACAUUGAAGAUCGUCUGCAGAUAAAUUUCUCCCGCAUAUUAAAGCUGUUCCUGCAAGCUGCUCUUAUUUUUAUCGCCAUUCUUUGUGGUGUCGACCGCAUCAUAGACAAUAAGCAUCAUCCGUCAGAUGUCUAUUCAGGAUUUCUGUUAGGAGCUGUUAUUGCAAUUUGUGUGUAUAGUAAAGCCAAGAGGAGAGAGUUAAUAUCUAACAACGCUACUGAAAAACUACAAGUCAAUAAAAACUCUCGUGACUGUUGCACAUGUGGACAGACGCCAGACGUCGAACCACAGACCCCCAUGCCGCUCUUACAAAAUGAAGAUUUGGAUGGUUUCAAUUGCGAAUGCAGCACAGCAGUUAAAACACAGAUAUUAUUGGACACGCCUUUUAAAGCUCGACGUCAUUUCUCGACACCAAUAACACCUACAUACAGAUCUGAAGACGUAGUCUGACUUAUGUCAUAUAAAAUUAAUGACGUCAUAUAAACGUGCUGAUAUGUGAGAUGUAAAGCGACAAACAAGUGGAUGAUAUGAUACAAGGACCGCUGUUAGUACAUGUAUGCAUAAUUAGAUAAAAUACUGUUAUAAUUCCAUAAAACAGCGUGCAUAAUAUUAUGAAAUAAUACAAAGGUCUUAUAUUACUGUCUGUGCAAGACAGGGUUAUCCCUAACCCGAGAGGCAGCGUGGAAUGGAAAACCGAGCGCUAGCAGGGUUUUUCAUCUACGCUGUCCCGAGGGUUGGGAAAACAGCCGCCUUUCUCGGGCAGUCAUGUUAAACCAUUUUUCUUGCCAACUGUUGAUAUUAUUGCAAUACUGUCAUAGAUAUUAUUAAUUAAAAAUCACUUAUACACUAUGUCGUCAAUAUGAGCAUGUGUUGCUUAUUUGAUUUAACUAUAUUUUAUUGCUUUUAUAUACAUGCAAGUAGAAACAUAGAAUUACAACAAUACAAAAGCAAAUUGGUUGGGCAACAAGUUCUAUCAACAUUACAUUAAGCCCUUCCCACAAGGAAAAGAUAAGGUGAUCUCCUCCUCGGAUAACCUUGUCUUUUCAGGCGUGGUAGGCAAGAAUAAAUAUAUACUGUUAAAUUGCAAUAUAUAAGAAAAAUAUGUGUCAUACAAUGAUCAGAUAAUUGUGUUAGUGUCAUUUUGUGAAAAACGUUAUUGUUUCUCAUCACUGUGACUAAAACAGACCUGUAUACCAGAUUCCGGUAUAUACCGGAUUCGAGCGAUUGGACGGAAAGGUAUCUUUAAUGUAUAUAAUUGUUAACUAUGGUAAUCCUAACACUAACCUUUGGUCAGUAUGUUAUACAUAUUAUACAAUAAAUGCGUGCGGACAUGUA
Molecule: messenger RNA, 2462 nt
Organism: Mercenaria mercenaria
Lineage: Eukaryota; Metazoa; Mollusca; Bivalvia; Venerida; Veneridae
Product: phospholipid phosphatase 3-like
Exons: 6
Coding region: 561-1577 (338 amino acids)
Biological process (GO): phospholipid metabolic process; phospholipid dephosphorylation; signal transduction
Molecular function (GO): phosphatidate phosphatase activity
Source: RefSeq, a predicted model, not a curated record